CAUCUCCUUCCCUCCCUCCUCUUUCUCUCUCUCUCUCUCUCUCUCUCUCUCUCUCUCUCUCUCUCUCUCUCUCUCUUUCUCUCGCUCUCUCUCUCUUUUUCUCUCGCUUUCUUUUUGCCCCCAAUAUGCCAGUGCAGACCGUUCCAGGCUGAGGGAGAGGGAUAGAAAGAGAGAGAAAAGAACUAAGCAAAGAAGUCCUCCAUUCAUCUUUGCAUCUUUCUUUUUUGCGUUUUCCUGGGUUUGUCGUUCUCUCGCCGCUGAUCUCUCUUUCCACCGUGCUGUUCUGUGAGCAGGGCAGACUGGGAUGGGUUGUGGAAAUUCCUCUGCCGCUAAUACCACAGCGGGAGGUCCUGCGGAGGCUGCGAAAGAUGUGACAGAAGACCUGUCACAAGACGAUGAGAAGAGAAGGAACUAUGGUGGGGUGUAUGUGGGACUACCAGCAGAUAUGAACCCAGUGGCAGCCAGUCAGUCCAAGUCCACACGGAAAGAAUAGAAUUUAUACACAGAGCACCAAGAAACCACACUGCAGGAAAGUCAGUUCCAUAUAUAGAGAAGGAGAUUACUUUUCGACCAAACCAGACACCAAAAAGACCUCUGUGUGACAUUGCCCUGUUUCCGGUCCUGUAUAAAGUGAAGCUGUGAGAGUCUUCUUUGGGAUUCCACUUGUACAGGAACUCUGGCUCUCCGAGCACCUUGGAAACGUGACCGGCACGAGAUCCGGACACUGAAAUGCCAUUAAAGAUAAAAUGGCAUUUGUAGCUCAGGAAAAGCCGUAAUGAUGGCAUCUCAACAUUUAAACCUCGGCUCAGACUCUGCAAUAAAGGACUAACCUGCAUUUACUCCAGUGUGAAACCCCACUGCUAUAAUAAAACCACUGAAACACAUCUUCACACACCUGUAAUGUCUACAGUGUAUAGGGAAGAAUAGUCCUUGCGCUCAGUCCAGCAUUAUGUAGUAUCCGAAAUGAAGCUGUCCAGACGUUCAUCCAUGACCACAUUAACCCCAAAUAAAUACAUCCCUCCUCAUGUUUUCUAGAUACAGUGUGAGUUUGCUCUGAUGAACUAGGAAGCACUGGGGACGAAUUUGUAGUGGCCUUUUCUUAAUUACUUUGCUGUAUUUUAUUUUCAUGUACAUUACAUUAUUUGUAAGUGCAUUAUGUUUAUCUAAGAUUGUGUAUAAUGAAGAAAAAUGUAUACGCUUUUUUUUUAAAAGAAAUAAUUUUGCCAAAUAAAAUGGAGCAUUUUGGGAUUUUAAUGCUGAGAAGA
Messenger RNA from Silurus meridionalis, 1265 nucleotides. Its product is annotated as overexpressed in colon carcinoma 1 protein homolog. Bases 305 to 493 code for a protein of 62 amino acids. NCBI's taxonomy places the organism in Eukaryota, Metazoa, Chordata, Actinopteri, Siluriformes, Siluridae. The transcript is spliced from 6 exons. The record is from RefSeq and is a predicted model, not a curated record.